This is a messenger RNA of Myotis myotis, 4229 nucleotides long. RefSeq lists its product as uncharacterized. Gene Ontology annotation, biological process: virion assembly; DNA integration; proteolysis. Lineage: Eukaryota; Metazoa; Chordata; Mammalia; Chiroptera; Vespertilionidae. Bases 1 to 4089 code for a protein of 1362 amino acids. The record is from RefSeq and is a predicted model, not a curated record. Gene Ontology annotation, molecular function: RNA-DNA hybrid ribonuclease activity; nucleic acid binding; aspartic-type endopeptidase activity. The transcript has 4 exons.
AUGUCCUGGGUUCCGGGGGCCGCCACCACCCGUUCACGCCCCGGCUCCCCGGCGCCGCCCGGCGUUACCUUGCCGCUGCUCGCAGUCCGGCCCUCGGUCCUCCCUGCGACCGUCUGUCAGUCCCGGCAGCUUCGGAGGACGGAGGGUUGCCGGCUCCGUAAGGAGACGGCUUCUCUGGUUGAAGGGUCUUCGACCAGAAAAACUGUCACCCUGGGGGACGCCCCGGGGACGGGUGGUGACCGGGAGGUCCUGGUCACUUCUGGCUGCCUGGCAACGGGCACUCGUGUGUCCGGCCAGACCAGCCCCACUUGGGACGACUGUCAGCAGCUUCUCCAGACUCUCUUUACUACAGAAGAACGGGAGCGGAUUCUUUUGGAGGCCCGAAAGAACGCUCCCGGCCCCGACGGCCGGCCGACCCAACUCCCCCAUCUGGUAGAUGCGGCCUUUCCUUUGGCCAGGCCGGACUGGGACUUCAACACGGCAGAAGGUCGGGGCUCGGACCCCCUCCCCGAGCCUAGGGUAACUCUUAAGGUGGAGGGGAAGCCUGUCAACUUCCUAGUGGACACAGGAGCCCAGUAUUCAGUUCUUAAGAAACCGCUAGGGCCGGUCUCCCAGAAGACCUCCUGGGUAAUAGGGGCAACGGGGAAUGAACAAUACUCAUGGACUACCCGAAGAACAGUAGACUUAGGAGCGGGACGGGUAACCCACUCGUUCCUGGUCAUCCCCGAGUGCCCUGCACCUCUGCUUGGGAGGGAUCUGCUAACCAAAAUGGGGGCCCAGAUCACUUUCACCCCACGGGGGCCGACCCUGACCCAGCAUGGGGAACCAAUUACCCUCUUGACACUUCAACUCGAAGAUGAGCACCGGCUGUUUGAGGACAGAAUUCAACAGAGUGAGGGGUUAGCGGAGUGGCUACAUAAAUACCCUAAGGCCUGGGCUGAGACUGCGGGGAUGGGCCUGGCUGUCGAACGGCCCCCCGUAAUAAUAGAAAUCAAGUCCUCUGCAACCCCGAUUGCAGUGCGACAGUAUCCCAUGGCGAAAGAGGCCUGGAGGGGGAUCAAGGUCCAUAUCCAACGCCUCUUGCACCUAGGGGUUUUGGUCAAAUGCCACUCCCCGUGGAACACCCCACUCCUUCCAGUAAAGAAACCUGGAACUAAUGACUACCGACCAGUGCAGGACUUAAGAGAGGUCAACAAGAGGGUGCAAGACAUUCAUCCCACGGUUCCCAAUCCUUACAAUCUCCUAAGUUCCAUCCCUCCGUCUCACGUGUGGUAUUCAGUUUUAGACCUAAAGGAUGCCUUCUUCUGCCUACGGUUACAUCCCGCCAGUCAAAACAUCUUCGCCUUUGAAUGGAGAGACCCAGACUCAGGGAUAACGGGGCAGCUGACCUGGACCCGGCUUCCCCAAGGAUUUAAGAAUUCUCCCACCAUCUUCGAUGAGGCCCUUCACCAAGACCUGGCUGCCUUCCGCGCUGACCACCCGCACGUCACUCUUCUCCAGUACGUAGAUGACCUCCUCCUCGCAGGAGCCACUAAAGAGGACUGUGAAGCAGGUACCGGGGCUUUGCUCUUAGAACUCUCUCGCCUAGGAUACCGGGUCUCGGCCAAGAAAGCACAGAUAUGUCAGCGGAGGGUAACAUAUUUGGGAUAUGCCCUAGAGGAGGGGAAGAGAUGGCUCACUGAGGCCCGGAAGAGCACGGUUACCCAGAUUCCCAGGCCACAGACCCCCCGACAGGUCCGCGAGUUCUUGGGAACAGCUGGAUUCUGCCGCCUCUGGAUUCCGGGUUUUGCAACCCUGGCAGAGCCCCUCUACCCGCUGACAAAACAAGGGAAUCCCUUCGAAUGGGGAGAGACUCAUCAAAAGGCCUUUGACAACAUCAAAAAGGCCCUCCUCUCUGCUCCGGCAUUGGCCUUACCAGAUGUGGCCAAGCCUUUUACUCUGUUCAUAGACGAGAGGAAGGGGAUAGCCAGGGGGGUCCUAACUCAGACUUUAGGCCCAUGGAAAAGGCCAGUGGCCUACUUAUCCAAGAGGUUAGACCCCGUGGCUAGAGGGUGGCCAGGCUGUUUGAGAGCAAUCGCAGCCACUGCCCUGCUCGUGAAGGAUGCAGACAAGCUUACUUUGGGGCAGAAACUGACUGUAGUGGCCCCACAUACCCUCGAGAGCAUUAUCCGGCAACCGCCGGACCGGUGGAUGUCCAAUGCUCGGAUGACCCACUACCAGAGUCUCCUGCUAAACGAAGAUCGGGUCCAUUUCGGGGCCCCGGUGGCCCUCAAUCCGGCAACCCUAUUGCCGGAAGUAGAUCCUGAGGGGAAAGAAGUUCUACACUCGUGUCGCGACAUCCUAGCAGAAGAGACAGGGCCAAGGAAAGACCUUAAGGACUCUCCCCUGUCGGGACCUCAGCUCACCUGGUUCACAGAUGGCAGCAGCUACCUCUAUGAAGGUAAGAGGGUAGCAGGUGCAGCUGUAGUUGAUCGGGACCGGACUAUUUGGGCUAGUAGCCUGCCCGAAAGGACUUCAGCCCAGAAGGCUGAAUUAAUCGCAUUAACCCAGGCCCUCAGACUUGCAGAAGGCAGCCGAGCUAAUAUUUACACUGACAGCCGUUAUGCCUUUGCCACUGCUCAUGUGCACGGGGCCAUAUACCGUCAGAGAGGUCUCCUCACUUCAGCAGGAAAAGAAAUUAAGAAUAAACAAGAGAUUCUUGACCUCCUAGAGGCUGUCCAUGCCCCACGGGAAGUAGCUAUCAUCCACUGUCCCGGCCAUCAAAAAGGGACCUCAGAGAUAGCCGUGGGAAACAGGAAAGCGGAUACUGAGGCGAGACAAGCCGCUCUUGGGCCCCGGCUACUUACGCUUGCUGUCGGUCCCGUGGUAUCCCAGCCAGAGGCCCUCCUCUACACCCCAGAGGAAGAGGAAGACCUGUUUAAAAGGCCAGAAAAAUACCACAAGGACGAACUCGGGGUUUGGAGGACCACGGGGGACAAGAUGGUAGUGCCAAGGGAAGCGGCCACCGCCUACCUCCAACAGCUACAUCGCCUCACUCACCUGGGGGCCAAACACCUCAGCUCCACCAGCCGGGCCACUGGACAUUAUGUCAAAGGACUCGAUCGCCUCUCAGAGGAAGUAGUCAGACAAUGCAAGGCAUGCCAGCUAGUAAACAUACACCCAUCCCAGGUCGGGACGGGACAGAGACUGAGGGGAGAUCGGCCAGGAAGUUACUGGGAGGUAGAUUUCACAGAGGUGAAACCUGCCCGCUACGGUUAUAAAUAUCUUUUAGUCUUUGUAGAUACUUUCUCAGGUUGGGUAGAAGCCUUUCCAGCCAAGAGGGAGACUGCAACCGUGGUCGCCAAGAAGAUCUUGGAAGAUAUCUUCCCUCGGUUUGGAGUUCCAAAGGUAAUCGGAUCAGACAACGGUCCGGCCUUCGUUGCCCAGGUAAGUCAGGGAAUGGCCAAGAUACUGGGGGCGGAUUGGAAAUUACAUUGUGCUUACAGGCCCCAGAGUUCAGGUCAGGUAGAAAGGAUGAACAGAACGUUAAAAGAGGCUAUGACUAAAUUGUCCUUAGAGACUGGCGUGGCAGACUGGACGGUCCUCCUUCCCUUUGCCCUUUUCCGCGCGCGAAAUACUCCAGGUCCCUUAGGAGUAACUCCGUUCGAGAUUCUGUUUGGGGCCCCUCCGCCCCUGUCCGCUGACCCAUGGUCUGUGCCCACAGACACUCAUACCCCUCAAUCCCUGCUUGCCAGGCUGAAGGCUCUCGAGACUGUCCAAAAGGAGGUGUGGACCCCCCUGGCUGCCCUCUACCAACCAGGAGAACUACAGAUUCCCCACCAGUUCCAGGUUGGGGACUUCGUCUACAUCAGACGCCAUCGAGCUGCCAACCUCGAGCCGAGGUGGAAGGGACCCCACCUGGUAUUGCUGACAACCCCGACAGCGGUCAAGGUAGACGGCGUAGCUGCUUGGAUCCACGCCUCCCACGUCAAGCGAGCACCCCCUUCAGAUGACACCUACCAUGGAUGGGCUGCAGAGAAGACAGACAACCCUCUCAAGCUACGGAUUCGCCGCUGCCCUCCUCCUGCUGAGCCUGCCGCUGAUAAGUAGCAACCCCCAUGCCCCAAAAAGACUAACUUGGAGGGUAAUGUCCCCCCACACUGGACAGACUGCUUGGUCAACCACCAGCGUAGCCCCGCCAGGGACCUGGUGGCCGGAUCUAACACCAGAUCUCUGUGCCAUGGCUGCAG